GGCCGCUCGCUGUGGAGCCGCCCGGUCGCUUGCGCGCUCCUUACGGCUGUGUCUCCCCGUCGGUCCUUUACCUGUCGCGGCUCCGGGCUCGUGUGCUGCGGGAGUGGCCUCAAGAUGGACGAAGACGGCGGCGGUGGUGGCGAGGGCGGUGGCGUGCCUGAAGACCUCUCAAUAGAAGAGAGGGAAGAACUUUUGGACAUUCGUCGAAGAAAAAAGGAACUUAUUGAUGACAUUGAGAGGCUGAAAUAUGAAAUUGCAGAAGUGAUGACAGAGAUCGACAACCUAACUUCUGUGGAAGAGAGCAAAACUACUCAGAGGAACAAACAAAUAGCCAUGGGAAGAAAGAAAUUCAACAUGGACCCCAAAAAGGGAAUCCAGUUCCUAAUAGAGAAUGACCUGCUACAGAGCUCCCCAGAAGACGUCGCCCAGUUCCUCUACAAAGGAGAAGGCCUAAAUAAGACCGUCAUUGGGGACUACCUGGGCGAGAGGGAUGAAUUCAAUAUCAAAGUUCUUCAGGCUUUUGUUGAACUCCAUGAGUUUGCUGACCUCAACCUCGUACAGGCCUUAAGGCAGUUCCUGUGGAGCUUCCGGCUGCCCGGAGAAGCCCAGAAGAUCGACCGUAUGAUGGAGGCCUUUGCAUCGCGCUACUGCCUGUGCAACCCUGGGGUCUUCCAGUCUACAGACACGUGCUACGUGCUGUCCUUCGCCAUCAUCAUGCUGAACACCAGUCUGCACAACCACAAUGUGCGUGACAAGCCCACUGCCGAGCGCUUCGUCGCCAUGAACCGGGGCCUCAACGAGGGCGGAGACCUCCCCGAGGAGCUACUGAGGAACUUGUAUGAAAGCAUUAAGAAUGAACCCUUUAAGAUCCCAGAGGACGAUGGGAAUGACUUGACACACACCUUCUUCAACCCGGACCGGGAAGGCUGGCUCCUGAAGCUGGGCGGGCGUGUGAAGACGUGGAAGCGGCGCUGGUUCAUCCUCACGGACAACUGCCUCUACUACUUCGAGUACACCACGGACAAGGAGCCCAGGGGCAUCAUCCCGCUGGAGAACCUGAGCAUCCGGGAGGUGGAGGACCCGCGCAAACCCAACUGCUUCGAGCUCUACAACCCCAGCCACAAGGGCCAGGUCAUCAAGGCCUGCAAGACCGAGGCGGACGGCCGCGUGGUGGAGGGCAACCACGUGGUCUACCGGAUCUCCGCGCCCAGCCCGGAGGAGAAGGAGGAGUGGAUGAAGUCCAUCAAGGCGAGCAUCAGUCGGGACCCUUUCUACGACAUGCUGGCCACCAGGAAGAGGAGGAUCGCCAACAGGAAGUAGAGACAGCCGACCCAGACCCCGCAGCGGCCGGGAUGGCGCUCACAGGCCCCAAACAGCCAGCCGUGGACCGAACCGCGGAACCCAGAGCCUCGGCUGUGGGCGGGGGGAGGUGGCCGGUCACUGUCACCAUCACCGUCACCGCGGGACAGGCCAGAGCGGCCCGCGGGCUCCUGCGCCACUGCGACGGUCCCAUCCCGCCCGCCCGCGCUGCGUCCUAGAAGCAAGCCGCCGGUUUUAUAUCGAAACGGGAAAGAAGCUACUGCUUUUUUAUUCAGAUUUUUUUCUCAGAUAUUUAGGAUCAUAGCUUUUAUAUGCCUUUUUAUAUCCUGAAGUUAUGAAAGAUACUUUGUAACGGUAGUAUUUUUAGAAUGGCAGCUAUAAACGUAACUCCUGGACACGAGCUCGCCCUGUGCACUGGGGAUGCUGUGUGCAGCGCCCGCGGGGGGACGGGGACCCGGCACGAGGCCGGGUCAGGUGCGGGCGGGCGGCCAUGAGGACUCUCGGGGCUCCAGGUGUGACAGCUGCCCCUUCCUGCUCAUGCUUCUCUAAAAAUCAUGAAAAUUUAUGAAAAUGCCAUGAUUUGGGUGUUUAUCCUGGGACAUGGAACACUGCUGUCCCCCGCGACCCACAUGAACCACGUGACACCGCUGGUCUCGGCCUAGUUCUGGCCCUGCCUCGUGGCUGAACCGAUACGAGGCCCACUGGCUGUUGACAGCUUUGUUGCUGUGGAAAACCUUCACAAAAGGCUUAGGGGACUUCGUGACUGACCAGGUUUCCUCACGUAAUGACAGACAUAUGAGGGACCAGAAAUAAUCCACCCUCUUCCUCUGGGGCGGCCAUGUUCUCAGAUUGGGUCACCCUUAAGAGGCGGGGGAGAGCAGGCUAAGGACGAAGGUGUGUGGCACUUGGAGACUUCUGUGACAGUGUAGAAGUCCAGCUCUAUGCCGAAGCAGUUGUCCAGGGACAACCACUGGCCCCCGAGGGCAUCAGGUGGCCAUCGAUGUUCAAAAGUAGGUGCUCAGGUUGUUUGCUGAAGGAAGGAAGGAGCCGGUGGGUGAGGCCAAGGACCCUCCUGUGCUUGCGAGCAACACAACUCGCAGGUGACACACAGGACCUGUUGGGCUGGCCCGCGGCCCCCCACAGGCCGGCGCAGCCCUGUGCGCAGGCGUGCUGGAAGCGGCACCCUAAGAGGCCAUUUGUGCUGCCGUGCAGUGGAAGUGCGGGAGUGGGCCAAGGCCAUGUGUGGCUGAGUGUCACCGCUCCUGCCCCUGCAGGAUUGACCUUAAUGGAGCUGAUGGCACAAAGGGCCACAGAGGGGCCCCGGCCUGUUUCUAAUUCCCAAGCUUUUCAAUACCUCAAAUCUGAAACCUUAGCGCCUGAGUGAGGUGGGCGGGCUCCCGAGCUGCCUGUGUCUAUGCAACUUGGCCUCCAGUCUUCCGUGUGCCCCGCUGCCAGGACCCCAGCCACACGGACGGCGCUUCCUCUGUCUAACCCAGGUAUGCCGCUGGGUACACAGCUGUCGCGGGUUGAGAGUAGUGAGGAUGGAUGGGGUCACCGGACGGUGAAACUUUAAAGCCAUGGUCACCUGUGCGAGCUGCGCCCCCAUGGAUGUUCACCCAGGAGCGAGGCAGGCCGGGCUCAGAACUGAAGGCACGUGCGUGCCCUGAUUCAGGGUUUGUGGUGACAGCAUAACCCCAAGAGCACCAGCCUCCCUGCACCCCAACCCUGGGCAAAGUCGAGGGUGGCAGCAGCGAGGAGCAGCCACAGCCCCUCGCUGGGUGGACCAAGCCUGGCCUGUGACAAGCACCUGUCUUCUGUGGCCCAGAACCCUUUGGGGCAGUUUAAUGUACCAGACCGAGUCAAAACAAACAGGGUGUUCACAGGCAAGUGGCCUCGAGGGUGUCCUGUAAAGCAGAGCCCAUUGUCAGCGUCACGGGCAGGAAGCCCCAGUUGUGAUUUCUCAUCUUGUUUUCUUAGACAUUUCUAUUUACAGUACAGGAAACGCGUGAAUGGUGUGCGUUUGUGCUGACCUCGGCAGUUUGCCGUGUACAUACUCCACAACCCGCAUGAACACGGAACCCAUCUGAGGACUGUAUCUUAUUGCAGUGAACAGUUGGUAAAAUUGGAGGGUGACGGCCGUCACGCAACUGCAAGUACUGUGUUCACUAAAUAAAGCUGACAGUAUCGCUGCAAGACUGAGCGUGGUUCUUCAAUAGGUGACGGUGGCA
Messenger RNA from Castor canadensis (American beaver), 3548 nucleotides. RefSeq names its product cytohesin 3 (gene Cyth3). The record is from RefSeq and is a predicted model, not a curated record. Lineage: Eukaryota; Metazoa; Chordata; Mammalia; Rodentia; Castoridae. Gene Ontology annotation, biological process: regulation of ARF protein signal transduction. Gene Ontology annotation, molecular function: guanyl-nucleotide exchange factor activity.